This is a messenger RNA of Glarea lozoyensis ATCC 20868, 2631 nucleotides long. RefSeq names its product PIN. The coding region runs from base 1 to 2631 and encodes 876 amino acids. The record is from RefSeq and is a predicted model, not a curated record. Lineage: Eukaryota; Fungi; Ascomycota; Leotiomycetes; Helotiales; Helotiaceae. The transcript is spliced from 3 exons. Gene Ontology annotation, molecular function: 5'-flap endonuclease activity; crossover junction DNA endonuclease activity.
AUGGGCAUUAAAGGCAUCUAUGCUGAAAUUGGGCCAGGGGAGAGGGUAGCUCUGUCAAAGCUAGCAGUAGAAGCUUAUGAGAAGAAUGGUCGUCCAUUGAGGGUGGCAAUUGACAUCUCAAUUUGGCAAUUCCAGAUCCAAGCUGGACAAGGGGGCAGCAAUCCAGCCAUAAGAACUCUUUACUAUCGGCUGCUCAGAUUGUUGGGAUUGCAAGUUCAGCCCCUCUUCAUAUUUGAUGGCCCUCAUAAGCCGCCUUUCAAACGUGGAAAGAAGACUGGCCAUGGUGGUGCAAUGGUCCCAAACCUUCUGACCAAACAACUGCUCAAACUUUUUGGGUUCCCAUUCUAUUCAGCUCCCGGUGAAGCUGAAGCGGAGUGUGCUCUUUUACAGCGAGAGGGAAUCGUUGAUGCCGUGCUCAGUGAAGAUGUCGACACUAUUAUGUUCGGAUGUGGCCUGACCUUAAAAAAUUGGUCAUCAGAAAAUGUACGAGGAAACAAGACACCCACUCACGUUUCGGCUUAUUACGCCGAACAGACGAAGCAGGGGAAAUCUGGACUCGACCGUGAAGGUAUGAUAUUGGUUGCUCUCAUGAGUGGCGGUGACUACAUCACCGAAGGGAUUCCUGGAUGCGGUCCCAAAGUUGCAUGUGAAGCUGCUAGAGCCGGGUUUGGUAAAUCGCUUUGCGGGUUAACACGAGGAGAUGCUGCUGGACUUGAAUUAUGGAGGAACAAUUUGGCUCACGAGAUACAGACAAAUGAGAAUAAUUUCUUCAGAAUCAAACACAAAGCACUCAAAAUUCCCGAAGACUUUCCCAACAGAGAAGUCUUGAGCUACUAUACCCAUCCAGUCGUUUCUUCGGCAAGCAAAAUUACCAAGCUCAAAACAGAAAUCGAAUGGGAUCAGGAGGUUGAUGUUCCCGGCCUGCGACUGUUUGUGGCAGAGGCAUUCGACUGGACCAGUAUUGUUGGAGCCAAGAAAUUCAUACGGACAAUUGCACCUGUAUUGUUGGUACAUAAGCUGCGUGUACGAGCAAGUCGUAGAGCGUCCGGUUUCGGAGAUGUUAUACUGACGGCCAUGAACGAAAUGGAAUUGGUACGAGCGAUUUGUGGGAAAAGAACUCACAUAAGUUCAGAUGGUAUUCCAGAGCUUCGAGUGGUCUACCAUCCACUUGACAUUGUUGGGCUUGACCUCGACGCUGAACCAGAUGAUACUGAAGACUAUGGAAGAGACGGAUUGGCACCUAUUGGCGAUGGUGACCAAGAAGCAUUUCAGUCGGACGACAAUGAGGAAAGUGCGCCGAUAAACAGGAGAGCAGGAUCUCAGUACGAUCCGAAUGUACCAGACAAGCUGUGGAUUCCAGAAACGAUGGCGAAGAUUGGAGUGCCAUUAGUUGUUGAAGACUGGGAAAGCUCGCAAAGGGACCCACGAGAGUUUUUGAAGCAAAAAGCGGCCGCUAAAAGAGCAGCAGCAAAGAAAACCAAAGCGCCUAAAGUUACGAGAGAGGUUGUCCAGAAAGGAGCUAUGGAUAGAUUCGUUAAAGUCACCAAACACAACAACUCUCUUAUGGAGAAGGAUGCACCCAGCAUUGACGUAGUAAACUUACCUCCUACGUUUCUUGCACCUUCACUUGACGACUUUGCAGGCUCGCAAUCUGUUUUACAUAGGUCCAGUUCCAAGGGUAGAACAAAUGCAGCAUUCGCGUCAACUACCACCAAAUCAAAACCACCUUCAAAGGCCAGAACCCGAUCAGGCAAAAACAAGCCGCUACCAAAUGCAAAUCCAUGGUCCCUAUCUAGCGGCAUGUGUCACUCAGCAGCCAGCAACGCCACCAUUACCAAAGCUCUCACCACCCAAGAUAAACUCCAAUCACCUCCUCCAACAUUAUUCCGCAGACAUUCCCUCUCCAUCGACUUAACAUCAAGUCCACUAUCUACUCCUCCCUCUAGCUCUCUACUCGAAAACGCAGGAACGGGCACCGCUCGAAAACAUCUUCAUUCUCCUACGAUUUCCGAUGACGAGCUACCAGCACCACAAGAUAUACAUAAACCCAGUCCACGAAAAAGAAUCUCGACGCCUUCUACGCGGAAAGAGAGUCUAGAACAUUCUCCCGAACUUCCAAGUGUAGCUCGGCUUCUUGAUUUCGAUGGGCCUGAUGUUAUGGGGAGUCCUAAUAUCAAUACGCGGGCGCGAAGGAGGAAGGGAGUUGAGAAGAACAGCGAUAAUCAUCUUUCUGCGAUUGAUGGAGGCGGAAUAUCUACACCAAGAAAACCAACAAACCCAACAACUGAUAUAAUAAUCCUCACAUCCUCCCCCAUCUCACCUCCAGACGACCCGUUCUCCCUCCCUUCCUCACCACUCUCCUCACUACCACCAAUAUCACAAAUGCUUCCACCACCCUCACCUUCAGAGCCCUUAACGCAAACCACCAAACCAUCGACUUCGAAACCAAAACCCAAAGCGAAGAAAUUCAUUGUACUUAGGGAGUCACUUCCGGGGGGUUGGAAGGAGGUUGAUGAGGAGGAGUUGGAGUUGGAGGAGAAUAGGCGGAAUGGGAGGGGUAAACGGGCUGGGGCGGGAAGGCAGAGGUGGAGGGUGAGUGAAGUUGAGGUUUUGGAUUUAGUUGAUUUGUGA